Messenger RNA from Diprion similis, 1534 nucleotides. RefSeq lists its product as uncharacterized. The transcript has 5 exons. The record is from RefSeq and is a predicted model, not a curated record. Lineage: Eukaryota; Metazoa; Arthropoda; Insecta; Hymenoptera; Diprionidae. Gene Ontology annotation, molecular function: structural constituent of chitin-based larval cuticle. Gene Ontology annotation, cellular component: chitin-based extracellular matrix. The coding region runs from base 138 to 1187 and encodes 349 amino acids.
GUCCUCUUCUCCGGCGCCCGGGACACAACCGGGUGCCUAUAUAAAGUGUCAGGUGGCAUCUCGGGUCGUCAAACGUGCGAAUCGGUCCUCGUAUUGUCGCACAUAAAGAGCAGAUCGUCUCCGAGGAUUCGCGUACCAUGAAGCUGCCGGUCCUUCUCUUCUUCGCGGGGUUCGCCUCCAGCGCCGUCGCCGUGCCGUCAGGCCUCGUUCUCGGCUACCAGGACACCCUGGGCCAGUACAGCUUCGGCUACAGCGCGCCGUCUCAGGCGCGAUCGGAAGUCCGAUCCGUCGACGGGGUGACGCGAGGAUCCUACAGCUACGUCGACCCCGCAGGCUUGGUCCAGAGCACGGACUACACGGCCGACGAAGAGCACGGUUUCCGGGUCGCGGCGACGAAUCUUCCUCGAGCUCCAGCGCCGGUCCAGGAAACACCGGAAGUCGCUGCGGCCAGAGCAGCGCACCUCAAGGCGCUGGAGCAGGCCGCACAGGAAGUUCCGGAGAUUCAGCAGGACGCGGACAGCGUCGUAAUUUCGGCAAAACUUGACGCACCGGAACAGGAAAGUCCCGUAAAAGAUCAGGCCGAACCGGAGAAGCCUGAGGAACAGAUUGUAAUCGAGGCUGCCGUACCUGAGGGACAGGCAUCGGAGGAUUCGCAACUCGCCGCUGCAGAUAAUAAGGAGGAUCCGAAGACCGAGAAGCAACCCGAGGCGCAGGAGGAGCAGAAGGGCCGAGCGAUCGAGGAGCCGGUUUUAGCCCCGUGGAUCAGUCCGGUAGCAGGAUCCCUGCCGGUACCUUUGAUCCCGGUGAACUUUGACCUGCCGUUAAUCUCCGCUUAUUCCGGGCGGCCUACGGCCGUCAAGGCCGAACAGACACUUCCGCAAGCAACGCCCGAUCAAGGUCAUUAUACAAGACUGAUCACGCCGGCUGGAACAACGCUGAAGACCUUCCCUGCAGGAUCGCAGUUUGUUCCUCAAGCUGAGGUUUCGCAGGGUUCUUCAUCGGGCGAAUCUGCGGCUGUCGUCCCUGCGAUAAGCCGUGCGAAUUCCGCCAGGGAAUACGGAAUCUAUGAAAGACCUGCGGUCUACGCACCCGUGGGUUCGGUUAUCCAACUCCAGGGAUAUAACCCGACCAUCCCGUCCUUCCUGAGAUACGCCCCGUUCCCGUACAUCGCCUACAACGUUGUAUAAAUCGGUUCAAAUCGUCGCUCACCUUCCUUUCGUCGAGAACUCGAAAUUUGAGAAUACUCGGCUAGAGGAGUCGGACAUUUUUUGCAGGCGUCGGACGACGAGACAGAUUUUCAUAUCUGACGCAAGAUUAACAGAAUUCUUUAACAUCCUUGUGAUUUCAGUCAGUCGAGCUUCAGGAAGGAAUUAUUCAAUCCAUCGAUAAUAUGUUGCGAUUGUUAAUUAGGCUACUCUAUUCUCUUUACCCCUAUAUGCAUAAUUAUAGUUACACAUACCACGCUAUGGUUAGCGGGGAAGUAAUUGCGUUUGUUACUAAAUAAGCAACGAAUUUAAAUAAACGAAUCAAACAU